This is a messenger RNA of Symbiodinium sp. CCMP2592, 11133 nucleotides long. NCBI's taxonomy places the organism in Eukaryota, Dinophyceae, Suessiales, Symbiodiniaceae. The record is from the annotation of a GenBank genome assembly.
AUGGCCCUUUUGUGCGGGCAUUGCACUUCACUCAGUGGCAGCAGCGGCAUGCUUAGAGCAUCAGCUGCUGACAGUGAGGUCGUGCAUGCAAGUCCCAGCCGGACAGAGCCCCUGGAGCGGGUCGAUGUUGAUGCGUCUUCGCCACGUGACAAGGUCACUGGCUUACGAAGGAUCUUUCGACUUCGAACAGCUUCAUGGGUAUGUUUCCUGGUGCUGAUGGGUAUUAUGUGUUCAGUGCCAGCAAUGAUGUUUCAGCCACAUGGACAUGGUGGACAGAACAGCAUGCGGAUGCCGCCUCGUUGGGAGCCGGAAAGCAAUCUUUCGUUCAGGUCCUGGAUGCAAGACUUGAUGUUGUGGACCAUAGUGACGGACAUGACGCCACCACAACAGUGUGCCGCCAUUAUCAGUCAGCUUGGUGGUGCUGCGAGAGACCUCGCAAGAGCUUUGACCCCAGCUGAAGUGUACAACGGCGGUAUAGUGAAUGGUGUACAACUUGAUCCUGUCAGUUACUUGCUACAGGGCUUGCAAUCGAAGUUUGCUCCUCUUGACGAGGAAACUAGGUUGGGCGCCGCCCAAGACCUCUUGACUUUCACCAGGCGCCAGGGAGAGACGGUGGAUACUUUAAUAUCCCGCUUUGAGCUGACUCGCCAGCGAGCACGCGAUGAAGGCGGAGGAGCAGUGUCCAUUGAGACUGGUGCCCUGCUGUUGCUCAGGGCGUGUGGGGUUUCUUCAGAGCAGUUUCAGACUUUGACUCAACCGUUUGGGCUACGUCUGCCCAACACCGAGCAGGAGUUCACAAACAUGUGCCAUCACUUGAGACGUAUGGGUCAUAUUGUUGAGCGUUUUCCCAACAACAUAGCUUCCGGCCUUCGCUCCAAUGCCCCCGCUGCUUCAUCCAAUGCAGGUCACACAUACCUCGCCGAGGCCGAUACAGGUUCAUCUGCUGAGUCCCAGAUGCAUUGGCAAUCAGGCGCAGGUGCAACCGGUGGGGACUGGCAGAUGCCAUACGGUGACUCUGCCGAUUGGGCAUUUGCAGCGUACGAUGUCCCAGGUGAUUUUUCCGAUACUGAGUCUGCAACUAGUUCUGACCGUGAAGAAGCAUUUGCAGUUGACGAUCUGCAAGGAAUGUCGGCGUCUCAGGCCGACGAGUACUUGUUUGGCCAGUAUCAGGAGGCCAAGCGAAGAUGGAGAAGGUACACCGGGAAGCCAGUUCGUGCAUUGCGGCGAGUUCUUCGAAGGAAAGGAAAGGGCAAAGGGAAAGGCAAAGCACCGAGGCAAGGCUUCUUGAACAUUGCAGAGCUGUUGCGCUGCCCCCAGCGAACUAGUGCCCAGCCGCCGGCAACUGCAGCACCAAGUGCUGCUCGUGGACAGCAGCCGGAGCCGUCCUACACCGUGCAAUCUGCUUCGACAGGCCUCCACUUCGCGGCGUUCGAGUCAGAUGGCUCUUGGGCCCAGGUGCAGACGCCAAGAUCCAUUGCAUCAUCCUUCAGGCCCGCUGAGCCGCAGCCCGAAACAGCAGAAGCCACUGCUGGAGAAGCCGAACAUCAGUUGCCGCAGGCAGCCCAGAACUCUGGCCCAGCCGUGCAUGAGCUUUCUCCCGACCCCUGGACGCAGAAUCCCGAUCCGUGGAUGUCUUGGUACCAGGAGUCCGCCCAAAGAACAAGUGAGCACUUGCCCUCGCUGCAGACCCGCCGAGCUUCUUGGCCCACCGAGCUGAGCACACAGUGGCAGGUGCCAGGCAUAGGCAAUGUUGGAAUCCCUCAGUCGUUCAACGAACUGCUUGGAAUCAGUAGACAGCCACCACCGCCAUUGCCCGAGCAAAUGUCGCGACAAUCUUCGGUGCCCGCAUGGUUUAGCGGAAUGCAGCAUUCGAUGUCCCAACUGCAAGCAGCUGCAGCACAGCGCGCGGAUCACAACUCCGAGUCGAAUCGGCCACAGCAGUCCCCUGCUGUUGCCUCAGUGUUCGCUCGGCCAACUUUUCAGGCUUUGAGACCUGUUGUGGCACCUCAGCCCUCAGUGCAGCCGUCUGCCGCGCGCAGCAAUCCGCUUUCGAUGAUCAGUCAGGUGCAGGCCCUUAGGAGCACACAGCAUGAUCGGCGCAGCCUCCCACUAUCAAGUGAUGCAGCUGGAGUGCCUCAGGCCAGCAGUACCCCAUCGCAGGGAACCCAGCACUACCACAGUCACGGUGUUACCUGCACCAUUUGCCUUGAUGAGUUCGGCCCGGGAGACCAUGUGGUUCGCCUGACAUGUGGCCACACUUUUCAUGCCAUUUGUGCCGGUGAGAUGUCCAUGCACAAUGAGGUGACGGCCGCCAGCGAUGGCCUGUUAUACCUGGAGUGCCCUAACUGCAGAGGCAUGGCGUCCGUGGCCCGAGACUGGCACUAUCCUCGCCUAACAGCAGUGCGCCGAACCACCGAUGCCCAAGCAUCAAGUUCAGACGAUGCUCAGCCUGAGCCUGGCGAGCCUGCCAGCGAUGCCGCCCCAGUUGCAGAGCCGUUGUCUGCGCCAGAGGGUGCAAUGCAUGAUGCACCUGAAGGCAGUGCAGUUCCUCCUGAUACUCCUCGCGCCGGCAGUGUUGCCACCGAGGAGUUCUCCACACCGUCUGCCGAAGCCUCCUUUCCGUGGUGGCCUGUUGCACCCCAGCCAGAUGCCGACGGCAUUCAGCCGCGCAUCUCUGAUGAUCCGCCCAGUCAGCCCAGCACUUCGUACCACAGCAAUGUCAGGCUUGCCGAUGGUAGAUUGGGGUUAUUGGUUGACCCGGGAUCGUAUGGGAACCUAGUAGGUGAGUUGUGGCUGCAAUCCGCAACAGCGCAAACAGGCAAGGCGUCUGAAAUCCAGGAGCGCAGCCAACCCCUCCAGGUCGGUGGUGUUGGAAAGGGGGCACAGAUGUGUAUCAAUGAAUGCAGGAUGCCGAUCGCUCUUCUUCGUGAGGACGGCAGUGCAGCCACGGGUUCCUUUAGCAGCCCCGUAGUCCAAAUGUCAGGUUGUCCUGCACUCCUUGGUUUGCGAACGUUGCAGCAGAACAAUGCCAUACUUGAUAUGCGCACAAAUCAGUUGCAUUUUGCAGCAUCGGACAAGGUGACCAUUGCCCUUCCGCCUGGCAGCGAAACGUUUCAACUUGAAGCUGCCGCCAGCGGUCAUCUACUGCUUCCUUGCUCUGCAUUUGAACAUGUGUCAGCGGCCGCGGUUCAAGGUGAACAUCAUUUGUUUGCCGACAACAAGGCCGCUUCAGAAGCUGUGCCAGCACCGUCCACAGGAGCAAGCACCGCAUCCACUUCCAUGCAGCUGCCUAGCGAGUUUGAUUACCUGUUGACCAAUGCUGAACUUCAGCUAGCGACGUCCUUUGAAGAGCGCAGCGCUGCAGUACUCCAGAACUUCUCAUACGAGGCAGCAGCUGGCUUAGUGCAAGAAGCUCUUGUGAGCUGGGCCGCCGCAGCUCGUGCCUCAGAUCACCAGCGCUUUGCCCAUGCGUCCGGCAUCACCCGCUGCUUCGGUCUGUACUCUCACGGUGGAGAAUAUGGAUUGACAAAUGCCACCAAAGCUCACCCCUGCUUCGCACAGCUGCUGUGCAAGAUGAUGACCGAAAAGGGAGCGCAACUCCCAUUCACUUCAAUUGCUCUCUCAUAUGAUGUCGCAGCUCCCAUCCACAUUGAUCGGUUCAACAAAGGUACCAACAUGAUGUUGCCAUUGAAGGUGCCUCGAUCUGGCGGCGGACUGUGGAUUGAAUUGCAGAAAGGCUCAACUGUGAUUGGCGACAUUGAGAUUCGCAAGCAUGGCCCAACCACAUAUGUUGGCCAAAACCUGCCAUUGUGUGAGAACCAGAUUCUCACCUUCGAUCCGAAGGUGCCUCAUGCCACUGAGCCGUGGACUCAGGGCCAUCGAGUUGUGGCAACUGCAUAUGUCAAUGGCAGUACCAGCAAGUUGACCCCAUCACAGUCAAGCGCGCUGAAGGAGUUAGGCUUUGUGCUACCAGGUCGUCAGGUGACUUUUGCAAGCACCGAAUCCAGAGCCACAGAGCCACAGAUUCCAGCAAGAACCGAAUCCUCAGCCACAGAGCCGCAGAUUCCAACAAGAACCGCAUCCUCAGCCACAGAGCCGCAGAUUUCAGCAGGAUCUCACGAUACCGACUCUGCGCAUCUUGCCAGUGGCCCUACACCAGAGGACAUUUCUACCAGGCAGGUUCCACUGACCCGCAAGGCAAACCGUGCAAGCAGUCAGAAAAUGUCCUUUGUCAAGCGUGUGCUACUUGUCUCCCUCUUUCAUUCCUCCGUGUCUGCUUUCAUGCAAGCAGGUUGGGAAUCCGUGCGCGUCAGACCCACCGAGCUUCUCAGGGACAGCUUUGAUGAUCUGAUUUACAGAGUCAAGCGUGAUGACUUCCAGGCAAUGUGGGUCGACUUGACAGAUCCCAGGCAGUUCGGAGGUGAGGAGCGCCAUUCCCAAGUGAUGUCUCGACUUACUGUUCUCAUGUCAUGGGCGUCUGUGUGCCCAUAUGCGUGGCUGCCGUGCGUCGUGCGGUGCAAACCGGGCACCGUGCACAUGUAUGAUAUCGACUUACCCCGUCAGCCUGGGAGCUCAAAGGUGCGCAGUUCAGCAGAGUGCUGUGUGGUUGCUCACAUAGUAGCUGCUCUGGAAGAGGCCCUGCCAAGCAGUGCCAUUCCCGAGCCUGCAAGACCUUCCGACCAAAUAUGCACCACGACAAGUCUUCUUGCUCAGGAGUCGCACGCUGCUCCAAGUACAGGAUCGAGCACAGGCCGACAACGUCAGCCACAAGCUGUUGUGUCGGCAUCUAUGAUCACAGCCAGCGACCCUGAUGCUCAGUCAUGCCCAACUGCUCCUCGCGCCGAGCCGGAGCAAACCUGUGCAUUUCCUACAGAUCAAAAGCUACAGCAAAAGCAACGCAAACAAGCACUGAAGGCCAAAGGCAUGGCUACCAUGAGUACGCGUCAUCGAAAGCCUGUGGAGCAGCAUCAUGACGACUGCGGUGAAUCACUGUCUUCCCUGAAUCUCGAAGUUACCUGUCUGACAUGGCAUUCGUCAAGUGAAAGUGAAGAUGAACGUGCAGAUGAUGCUGCCGCCUUGACGAUGCCCCUGCUAAACUCACUCACGCUGUGGUCGCUUGAAGGCAGUGCAUGUGGCCAACCGCCAACACCAGCGCCACAUUCAGUCCUUGCAGUUGAUGUUGAAGAAAUGUUUGCCAUUCUGUCAUGCCCUGACUACCGACCGUGCGGCAUUGAGGUCGUUGAGCUGUGCGGUGGUCGCACGCCAACCUCUUAUCUCUGUGUCAAAAGGACCCUGCACUCAGGAAGCAACUUUGAGUUGAUUGCUGGAGCUAACUUUGCAGACGAUGCAGUGCAGCAUAAAGUCUUGUCUUACCUCUCCAGCGCUCAGCCGCUGAUUGUCCUCAUGACACCGUAUUGUAACUCACAGCAGGCCUCCCCGCACAAUGCCUCACGUCAGGGUCCCUCAGAUGCCAGGUCAUCGCAACUAGCGCACUUCUGUGGAAAGGUUGCGCUACAUCAACUACAGCAAGGCCGAUACUUCCUUGUGGAACAGCCGUUCCCCAGCUCACUUUAUCUGUGCCCACCAUGGCCACAAGUCCGUGACAAGCCUGAUGUUCUGCGAGUUGUCUUUGAUCAGUGCAUGAUUGACCAAGAAUCAGGUCGUGCACCCGCCCAGCGCCGUGUGGAGCUGCUGGCCAACUGUGCGGAAGUGCUAACUCCGUUUGCCAACUUGCGCUGUGAUGAGGGACAUCAGCACAUCAGCUCUCAAAGCUGCAAUGGCCCGCAAGCGCGAGCUCUGCCGUAUCACAUGUGCACUCGCCUUGCAUUCGGUUUGGAGGGUCAGCAUACCCUUCUGUUGCAACUGGUCCCAGUGAUGAAGGUGAAGUCAAGGAAGGAGAGUGCAAGCAUCCACAUGCACCAUCCCUUCACUUCGACUGCCCAGCAUGUAAAAAUCAUCGAAAUCGUGCAGACCCAGGUCACACCUUCGGCCGAGCCCACUCAAGCAUUACGUCCUUCAAAGGCUCUCACUCAGGCCGAGCGCAGCGCAGCUGACAUGCACGACGCCAUUCAGCCGGACCCGCAUGCAGCUGCAUCCGGAGCAAGACAGAUGCCAUUGGCUGAUGACGCCGAUGAUCCUCAGGCCCCUGCAGCACCAGCCGAGGCAAGAGGCCGUGGCCCCGACAUUGAGCCUCGAGUUCGCCGAACCUGGAGUGAAGCUGCAGUGCAGCCUGAGGCAGGUGCUGAUUGGACAAGCUUUGACGUGCAAACUUGCAUCCGUGGGCUGCGCCACGGCACAGAAGCUGACCGCCGUCGAAUCCUCCGAAAGCUUCAUCUCAGAUGGUUUCAUUGCAGUUCGGAUCGCAUGCAACGACUUCUUCGGGCAGCAGGCUUGCCGAAAGAUGUCUGCGACCUUGUCCCCGCCAUCAAUGACACAUGCCGUGUCUGUCAGCAUUGGGCUCGCCCUGCAACAGAGACCAAAGCGAGCAACAGGAUGGUCUUAGGCUUCAACAUCGAAGUCGAAGGUGACAUCAUGUUCUGCAAGCUGCGUGGUGUUCAACACGCCAUUCUGGUGCUUGUCGACCGAGGAGUACGUUGGACUUCAGUUGGUCUCCUGCCCAGUCGCCAAACGACUGAUCUGCUUAGCAGCAUUGACAGAACUUGGAUUGCCAUUUUCGGACCAAUGCAGGUCCUUGUCUUUGAUGGCGAGAGCGGAUUGGACGAUGAUGAAUCCUCAGCCUACUUUGCCAUGCGAGGAAUAACAAAGAGAACGUCAGCACCAAAUCAGCACACUCGGAUUGCCGAUAGAAAGAUUGCCAUUCUCAGAGACACAAUCCACAAGAUUGGCACCCAGCUGCAGGAAGAAGGCAUGACGAUCCCCUUUGAACGCAUCAUGUAUGAUGCUGCAUUUGCCUUAAAUGCCCUUACGUCCAUCAAUGGGUGUUCCCCGUACGUUGCUGUGAUGGGUCGGCAACCUGCCUUGCUACCUGCCGAUGACAUGGCACUUCCCGAUGCAGUGCCAGACAUUAUGUCCCGUCACACGCACCGAUUGCGUGAGGUGGCUGUCCAAGCCAUUGCAGAAGGUACUGCACGUGAACGUCUGAAGCGUGCUUUGAAAACCCCAACAAAGCCCGCAGCAGAGGAGUUUGAAUUCAAGGUAGGGCAGCCUGUUGAUUACUGGAGAGAACCGGUUUCCAAGGACGUUUCAGGUUGGAGAGGCCCGGCCACGAUCACUGAUCUCACGCGCCUGUCCCAUGGUCGCAUCGGAGUGCGAACAAGCGCCGAUCAGAUGAUAACGUGUCGUGUUCAAGAUGUCCGGCCUAGUUUAACAUAUCUCUCUGAAGAACUAAGCGCAUUCUUUGGGGUACCAGACUUUGCAUCGCCUGUGCACAGCCAAGCAGGACAGGCCCAACAACAUGCUCAAGCUGUUGUGGACGCAUUGCGUACUGGUACAGUUCUGAGCUUGGGUCAUAUCAGGACUGCUGAUGGCACAUGGGUUGAGACUCCAACAACCCCACACCACCGUGCAACCUACCAGGCUUGCAUGUUUCUGGCCGAGACAGUAUUCAAUCUUGAGUCUGUAACUGCUGUCCGCCUUGCAAAGGGAGUGCGUACCCUGACCCAUCGUGAAGAGUUCAGUAUGACUCUGAGUUUGUGGUGGACCACACAUGGGUCCAGACAGAUCGAGUUCAUCCACGCUGACAGUUCCAAGAUGUCAAUCGUUGACCUUUGCGGGCAAGAGUGGAACAACGUUCGCAUAAUUCAGUUCUUGUGCGUGCCAGGAGCCGAAGAGUGGGCAACAAGCCAACGGUGGUCCGAGCCACCCAUUCUUGACCAAGGCCAGGAUGCAGAAGGAGCACCGGAUACAGACCAGGCAUCACGCCUUUCCACCAUUCAGGAAGGUUCAACUGAAGAUGGGAGCUCUGAGGCCCCAGCCGAAGCUGCGAUCAGUAUGCAUGCACUGUGCGAAAUGUUUGGUGAUUCCAUUCCACCUCAGCAUGUGCAAGCCCUUCGUGAAGCAUAUGCAGCUGUCACGACUGAGCCAGCUCCGACCACAGUUGAACGUGACAGUCUGAAGGCUUUGAGGGCUGCCGACUGUCAGACUUGUGAUCCUUCCGCAGAAGUGCCAGCUUGGAGUGAUGCCAAUAUGCCUGAAGCUUGCUAUCUGCUCACGGAAGAGCAGUUGUCAACAGCCCUGGCCGAUUGCAGUAACGAAUACGUAGCCCUCGACGCAGACGACACUGGAGCCUAUGUGGCUUUGGAAGCAUACGGCGAUGCCUGCAAGUUGGUUGAAGGCUUAUCUCGCUUGCCCAAUGCCGAUGAGCACGUUGAGAUUCGCAUGUAUGAGUCGCAUACGCGAAAGGCUGUCAUUGAAAGGUCCGACGACAUUCUGACAGCCGAUGAACAACGUGAGUAUGCAACCGCUGUUACUGAAGCCAUAGUGCGCGAGCUGAAGACGUGGGAAGGUUACAAAUGCUUUGCCCGUCGACCACGAGCUGAAGCACCCUGCGUUAUCGAUGUGCGUUGGGUCUUCAAGUGGAAGAUCAUAAAAGGGGUUCGCACAAUACGUGCGAGACUGUGCCUACGUGGGUUCAAAGAGACUGGUGCCGAUGACCAGUCAAAUUAUGCCGCCACUGCAGCUAGGUUCUCGCAGAGACUCAUUGCCAGCGAAGGAGCACUGCGGCAGUGGGUUAUUGCUUCUGCCGAUGUUCCGAAGGCCUUCCUUCAAGGUGUCAGCUACAAGGAGCUAUCGGAGGAAACGGGUCGUCCGAUGAGGGAUGUGUCCUUCGAGCUUACUGGCGAAGCAUUGCGGUGCCUACAGCAUCUACCAAUGUUCAAGGGCUUUGAUGCGCGUCAUGAAGUCUUACAUUGCUUGAAGCCCGGCACUGGUUGCCGGGAUGCGCCGAAGUGUUUUUCCAUCAAACUUAAGAAAGUUACAGCUUCCUUUGGUCUCGUCAGCAGCAGCGUGGACGCUGAAUUGGAAUUUCUGUUUGAUGAUGGAAAUCGACUCCAGAUGGUGUUGGUCAAGCACGUUGAUGAUCUAAAGAUGAUUGGGGCAAAGGAAACCAUUACCCGAUUUGUGCAGCAUCUGUCUGCAACCUUCGGGCCAAUGGAGAUUGAGUGGGGCUCAUUCACUUUCUGCGGGGUGAAGCACACACAACGUGACGACAUGAGCAUUUCUCUUGAUCAGAUGAAGUUCUUGAGCGCAUGUAAGCCAAUUGUCCAGCCGGCAGCUCUAUCUGGAGGACCGGAGCAGUUGCUUCCAGAAGGUGCUCGGAGGCACUUCUUGAGCCUCCUUAUGACAUUGGCGUAUGGCUUGUUAACACGUCCCGACAUCUCGGUGUUCAUUGCAGCACUGCAAAGAGAAUCCCAUCAAGCUAAGGUUAUUCAUGUGAAGCGCCUGAACCUUUUGCUCAAAUGGGUCCAAGCAAAUCCCCGCUGCUUGAACUACCCCGUCAUGCCGUAUCCCGACAUGUUGCUUCAGAUUUCAGAUGCAGCUUUCAAGGCAAAGGCUACUGAUGGUUUGUCGAUGAGAGGCUUGAUCAGUGUGCGAGUGAACUCAGCUGAUGUUGAGUCGGGGAAGCAAAACAUCCAGUGCCACUUGGUUGAUUUUGCAAGCAAACAGCAGCGUCAUGUGACACGCAGCACAUUUUCUUCUGAAUUGUUUGCUGCCACCGAUGCUACAGAUGCUGGUCUUGUCAACACCGUGACAAUCCAUGAGAUGAACAAUGGAGUAUUGUCUUUUUGUGACGCGAGACAUGUCAUUGAAGGCAGCAAGCCCUGUUCAGUCUUGCUUGGCUUGGUUUUGGAUGCCCGUUCAGUUACAGCUGCCACAGUCGCAGCACACGUCAAGGUGCCUGCUGAGCCAUCUUUGCUAUUGCACGUUUGUUGGAUACGAAAUCUUCUUCAAACAAAGAGAUUGCAUCGACUGUACUGGUCAGACACGCGAAGCAUGACUGCCGAUGGAAUGACCAAAGGCAGUGUGGGAAGAGAGCAGAUUAUGUCAGCGAUGAGCGGUGAACUGCAAAUCUUGCAGCCCUACGAGAUUCAGCAAUUGCAGCUGGGUGUUGGCUUCGAAAAAUUGGAGCAGGAGGAGGGCUUGCGCGUGCACAAGGUUUGUUCGGAGAGCCGUUCUGAGAAGAGGCACAACUACAUCGACCACAAUGGCCUACUCCGUGGGCAUAAGCUGCUGCCCGGCGACUUCGUGGUGAUGGUAAACGGCAAGAGCAGCAGGACAGAGAUGAUGGAGGAAUUGAGAAGUGGCCGGACUGUCUUCGCAGCCCCAGCAGAAGGUGCAGUUCCUGUGAUCUGGCGCUUCCCCGAAAACCUUCCGGCGCUGGAGGCACCCCCGAUGGCACAGCCCUCCGUGACAUGCGCGGAUCAGCCAAGGGCGGAGGUCUCCUGGCAAGCUCCGGCCGUAGAACACUUUGCGCCGGAGGAAGAUCAUCCACCUUCACCGCCACCGGGAUUGGUGCAGCGCGAUGAGAGGCCACCCGUCGCUGAAAGGAGUACAGAGGUGCCUGGUGGGACGCCACCGGAGCCUGCGCAGGCCACUUCGUCAGCGGCUGCACCUGAGCCGUGGGACGAGCAGCCUGAAAAGGCAAAUUCAUCGGCGGCUGCGCCGGAGCCGUGGGAGGAGGUGCCUCAGGGGUCUCGGCUGGAACCGGUGCAGGAAGCGGACGGCUCGCCCCAAGAGUCGGAUCCCGACGGCUACUUGCCUCCGCCAUGGGCUGCAGAGGAGCGCGUCAAAAGAGCUGUGACCGAAGCGUUGCAUGAUCCGGUCAACCUCGCCGAAAGUGCGCAGCAGCGCCCCAGCACUUCGACGGAGACCUUUCCUGCCGAGGCCGCAAACGGAGCCUCACAUCGCCAAGAGCAUGUGGACAACUCUGACGUGAAAGAAUUGGUGGCCAUCGUAGCCUAUGAUGCUGUGGAGCCCUCCAAAGGCUACUUGCCGUGUGAACCGGGCGAUCGCAUUCUUUGCAAGCUCGAGUUUAUCGCACCCGCCGAGGAGGGAAGUAGCUACGCUUGCGACUACAUCUACGGCUGGCCAAUAGGAGAGCCCGACCACGCUGGCGGCUGGCUGCCCGUUGACUGCGUACGAACACUCGGCAACGAUGCGGUCACAGUCACGUAA